This is a messenger RNA of Hydatigera taeniaeformis, 222 nucleotides long. NCBI's taxonomy places the organism in Eukaryota, Metazoa, Platyhelminthes, Cestoda, Cyclophyllidea, Taeniidae. The record is from the annotation of a GenBank genome assembly.
AUGUAUAGACGUAACGAAAAUGGUGUCGCUGUGCUAAUGAAUGUGGCUCCUGUUGCUUCGCUUGGAGAAACAGGAGGCCAAGACCUUAACGUCGGAGCUGCCGAGUGGCUUAAGUCUUUGGAUGGAGUUGAUUGUGUUGCCUACGGUUUCAAGAUGGCGCUGAAGCCUUCAAAAUCUCGCGCCUUGCCAUACAAAGUGACGGCGUGGAGAAAAAGUUCUUAG